AUGGUGGGACAAUUAUUGCAGUUGUUUGUGGGUCAAUGCGGUGUCCAAGUGAGUCAUGCGUGCUGGGAAUUGUUCUGCGCGGAAAGUGGUUUGGACUCAUCAGGCAAGCCAUUAUGGGCGCGGGACCAGGAUGAUCUGUUUGGAGUAGACUCUUUAUUCACGGAAUCCAGAAGCGGUCAGCGUGUCCCGCGAUGCGUCCUCGUUGAUGCGGAGCCUUCGGUAGUCGAUGAAAUACGUGUAGGAAUGCAUCGAAAAUUGUUUGAUCCGGCCCAACUGAUCAGUGGCGUGGAGGAUUCCGCUGCCAAUUUCGCUCGUGGAUUUUAUCACAAUGCCAAAAUGCUAUUGGAGCCCACAUUGGAGCGGUUACGUCAUUUGGCUGAAGGUUGUGAAAAGCUGCAGGGGUUCGUACUGCAUCACUCGAUGGGUGGAGGAACUGGAUCAGGGUUUUCAUGCGCGCUACUAGAAGAGAUUCAAGAUCAAUAUAGCAAGUGCUCACGAAUUCAGCUGGCCAUUUCACCAAGUUCAACAUUGUCGAAUUCCACUGUGGAACCAUACAACGCCUUGUUAAGCAUGCAUGCACCGAUGGAGCUGGUGGAUUGUACUGUACUUAUGGACAACUUGUCUUUGGUUCGUCUCUGCACAGAACGACUGUUGACGUCAAAAAUUUCAACAACAUCUUUGAAUCGUUUGAUUGCUCAGAUAACCAGUGGUUUGUUCAGUACCCUGCGCUUUGAGAGUGAGCUGUCGGCCUCAAUGAGUGCACUCCUGACCAAUCUGGUUCCCUAUCCGGCGGCUCAUUUUGUCACCGGUGCACUCACUCCUUUACGAGGUGCAGACGUCGGCGCGUACAACAGUGAGUGCUGA
Messenger RNA from Echinostoma caproni, 864 nucleotides. The record is from the annotation of a GenBank genome assembly. NCBI's taxonomy places the organism in Eukaryota, Metazoa, Platyhelminthes, Trematoda, Plagiorchiida, Echinostomatidae.